Messenger RNA from Lodderomyces parapsilosis, 330 nucleotides. RefSeq lists its product as uncharacterized. The coding region runs from base 1 to 330 and encodes 109 amino acids. The record is from RefSeq and is a predicted model, not a curated record. Lineage: Eukaryota; Fungi; Ascomycota; Pichiomycetes; Serinales; Debaryomycetaceae. The transcript has a single exon.
AUGAAAUUUAUUUCAGUUGCUACCUUUGCUACUCUUUUGGCUUUCACUACAACUGCAUUUGGAAAUGACGCUGCUGCUCCAACUGCUCCUGUUGUUGUUUCUCCAUCUUCAAUCCAACCAGUCUUUGGGCAAAUUGCCUCCUUAAUCAAUGACGUUAGAGAUCUCGUUCAAAACGCUGAAACGAUUUACCCAUUGAUAGUUGGAGAUAACUCUAUCCCCGCUGAAAUCAAAGAAUUGAUUACUGAUAUUACAAAGACUUCAAAGGAUGUUGGAACCUUGGUCCAUGAUGUUUCAAAAGAGCUUAACAGUACUUUUGGUGUUCCCAAUUGA